AGAAAUUAAUUGUUGAUUAGUAAUUAGACAAAACUAAAUUAAAUCAAGAACUGAUCAUUAUGAUUUUCUCUCAUUUCUAAUCACUGUUUGUGAGGGGUUUUCUUAGAAUUUCUUUACUUGAAUCUGUGGAUUUAUGUAACACUUUGUAUAUCUGUGAGUUAUUUUUUUUUACAUCGAUAAUCAGUUAAUUGUAUUUGUGAUUUGAUUCUCAUCGGGAGAACUUGAAUUAUCUGUUAAAUUUGCAAAUGGUUAAUAAUUUACUAUUCAUUGAAUUAAACUUUUUUCCUCUAAUUUUGUGACUAGACAAAUUUGUUAAUCAAAUAAAUCUCUUGUUCUCUCAACUUAUGGUCAACGUUUAAUCCUCAUGGAAAUCUCAAUGGUCUUGUGGUGAUACUUUUCCUUUUGUGAUAUCAAGUGAAAUAUUAUUCAUAUCAAUUCAAUAAUUUUCCUCUUUCAUGGCCCAAUCUUCAAAGUUAAUGAUCAGUUUGGAAACAAAGAUAAUCUACUAAAAUACUUUACAUCCAAUGGAACCAAAUUGAUUUUCUCAGCCCGAAUUAGAAAGUAAAAUCAACCAACCACAAUUUGAGUUGAAAAUAUUUCCAUCAUCAUCUCUCAUUGUGAUUUCUUUUUCUCGUUAAAACAAAGUGUUCACCCUAAUUAUACUCUUGUGUAUUCUCCAGUUAAUUGUAAUUCUUAAAGUAAUUUAAGUUAAGCGCAAAGUAAUUGAGCUGAAAUAGUGCGAUUUCUUUGCUACAAGUUACUAAGCAACAGUUUUUCCCCUUAUAGGCGACACUACUUUGGUUUGUGGAGAGAUUGAAGUUUUCAUUAUGUUUGAAGUAAAUCGCCUUUACUGUUGUUGAAUUUUGUUUAUUUUGUUUGUUUGUUUGUUUAUUUUUGUUUAAAUCUCAUAAAUCGGAUAAUUCAGAGGUAAGAAUUUUUGUAUUAUGGGUAAUACAUGUAAACGAGAUGCACACCGUGUGGGUAACCCUGGUUUCAGUGUUAAUCUGGAUGGUUUUGCUGACUCAAUGAAUCCAAUGCCCAAUAAUAGAUCUCCUUUUACCGGAAUUGGUGGAAACUGUAAAGGUAUUACCAAUUCAAAUUCAACAACUAGUGCUCAAAGUGGUGCUGGAGGUGGUGUCACAUGUUUGAAAGGUGCCAAUUCAAAUGAUUCAGGAAUCGUACGGACUCCAUCUCAUCAUAUGGUCUCUCACAGUGGCUCUCAUGGAUCACAUGGGUCAAAUAAUCAACAGAUAGUCAUUGCUUUAUAUAAUUAUAAUGCCAAAGAUGAAGGAGAUCUGAGCUUUCGUAAAGGUGAUCGUUUAAUCAUAUUAGACGAUGGAGAUCCAGAUUGGUGGUUAGCUAAACAUAAAGUCACCAAUCAAAAAGGUUACAUACCUCGGAAUUAUGUUGUAACAGAGGCCAUCGAAACAGAAGAAUGGUUCUUCGGUAAAAUAUCUCGUCGUGAAGCUGAGAAGCUCAUGUUAGCUGGUGAUUUACCUCGUGGAACCUUUUUGAUACGAAACAGUGAACAAACAGCCGGUGCUUAUUCAUUGUCCAUAAGAGAUUGGGAAUCAUCUAAAGGUGACCAUGUAAAACAUUACAAAAUUAAAACCUUGGACAAUGGUGGUUACUUUGUGACAACUCGUAAAACCUUUCCUACUUUACAAGAUUUGGUUGAUUAUUAUUCAGAAGGAGCUAACGGAUUGUGUCACGCAUUAACUAAACCUUGUCCUAAAACCAAGCCCAGUUAUUGGCCUAACAAAAAGGAUGAAAUUGAAAGGAAAGAUCUUGAAUUUAUACGUGAACUUGGUGGUGGUAAUUUUGGUAAAGUUUAUUAUGGUCUCUAUAAAGGUCACACCGAGGUGGCCAUUAAAACACUUAAAUCUGGAACUAUGUCACCACAAGCUUUCUUGGAAGAAGCUGCUAUCAUGAGAAAAUGUAGACACGAGAAAUUAGUACCACUUUAUGGUGUAUGUUCACAAGAAGAACCUCUCCUAAUUGUUACAGAAUUCAUGUGCAACGGAAGUUUACUAGAUUACCUAAGGAAUAACAGGGAAGGCAAGAAUCUUAAAUUACCUGAUCUCUUGGACAUGGGCGCACAAAUCGCAAGUGGCAUGUCCUACCUAGAAAAGCAAAAGCUUAUCCAUCGUGAUCUUGCCGCUCGCAAUAUACUUGUUGGUAAAAACAAACUUGUAAAAGUAGCUGAUUUCGGGCUAGCAAGGGUAAUAGAAGAUUCUGAAUAUACUGCAAGACAAGGAGCCAAGUUUCCAAUUAAAUGGACAGCACCAGAAGCCGCUUUGUACGGUAAAUUUUCAAUCAAAUCCGAUGUUUGGUCUUACGGUAUUCUCUUGUACGAACUUAUAACUCAUGGACAAGUUCCAUAUCCUGGAAUGCACAACAGGGAAGUCAUCGAACAAGUCGAAAGAGGCUAUCGAAUGCCCAAACCGUCCAACUGUGAAUGUCCGGACUCCGUUUACAGUAUUAUGCUCCAAUGCUGGGAUCCUGAGCCCGAAAAACGACAUACCUUCGAAUUCCUUUACGGUUUCUUUGACGACUUUUUCGUGUCAACUGAACCAAGUUACAGGGAUGCUGAAGAGUUUUAACCUAAAACCUGGAAGUAAAACUUGCAAAUUAUAUAUUCUGAUGACAAUCUAGACUUACUGAUUAGUGGAUAAUCGAGAAAAAGUGUAAUGGUUUAUUGGCUUUUACAUUGACACAAAAAGAAAGUCGAAGCAAACAUGAGACAAGUGAAAAACGCUCAUGGAUUAAUACACAUAAACACCAACAAUGGAAUAAUCAUCAUCAUCACAUUCCUUCCUUUCGUUUUCUUCCACCCUGAUUGUAAAUAUUCAUUUUCUUUUCCUCUUCAAC
Molecule: messenger RNA, 2871 nt
Organism: Panonychus citri (citrus red mite)
Lineage: Eukaryota; Metazoa; Arthropoda; Arachnida; Trombidiformes; Tetranychidae
Product: tyrosine-protein kinase Fyn-like
Exons: 3
Coding region: 945-2603 (552 amino acids)
Biological process (GO): cell surface receptor protein tyrosine kinase signaling pathway; innate immune response; protein phosphorylation
Cellular component (GO): extrinsic component of cytoplasmic side of plasma membrane
Molecular function (GO): signaling receptor binding; ATP binding; non-membrane spanning protein tyrosine kinase activity
Source: RefSeq, a predicted model, not a curated record